Molecule: messenger RNA, 6207 nt
Organism: Pangasianodon hypophthalmus (striped catfish)
Lineage: Eukaryota; Metazoa; Chordata; Actinopteri; Siluriformes; Pangasiidae
Gene: ptpn9b
Product: protein tyrosine phosphatase non-receptor type 9b
Exons: 13
Coding region: 109-2280 (723 amino acids)
Biological process (GO): protein dephosphorylation
Molecular function (GO): protein tyrosine phosphatase activity
Source: RefSeq, a predicted model, not a curated record
GCGCGCUCCUUUUCUCGGGAAUGAGCGGCGCGUUCACUUAACGGCACUCGAGGGCGGCGCGUUCACGACAGUCGAGGGCGCGCCCGUAAACGUUGCUCAGGCUUCAAGAUGGCGGAAGCCCUGACAACCCAAGAAGAGGUGGCGGUGGAGGAGUUCCUGGCUGCAUUAAGAUGUAGGGAACAGUCGCAGAACGCCACCCUCGUCAGUCAGAUCACUGCCGUCAAGUUUCUCAUGGCACGAAAGUUCGACGUCUCCCGAGCCAUAGAACUCUUCCAGGCUUACAAGUAUACUAGGAUAAAGGAAGGUAUCUACAAUAUUAACCCAAAUGAAGAACCUUUGAGGACUGAGUUAUUGAGUGGCAAAUUUACAGUCCUGCCAGGGCGUGACGCUAAGGGCGCAGCCUUGGCGCUCUUCACUGCCCGUCUCCACCGUCCUGACGUCACUACCCACAAGGCUGUUCUUCAGGCCAUCAUCUAUCAGCUGGACAAAGCCAUAGAGAGCAUUCAGACUCAGAGAGAUGGUCUUAUAUUCAUCUACGACAUGACAAACUCCACCUACGCCAACUUCGACUACGAACUCUGUGUCAAAAUUUUAAACCUUCUCAAAGGAGCUUUUCCUGCCAGGUUAAAGUGCGUGUUCAUUGUGUCAUCGCCACUUUGGUUUCGAGCGCCGUUUGCCGUACUGCGUCUUUUUGUGCGAGAGAAACUCAGAGAGAGGGUGUGUACUGUAAAAGCUCAUGAACUGGCCAAUCACAUCCCAGUCACCUCGCUCCCGGAGCACCUGGGUGGCUCGUCACAGUACAGCCACAUGGCCUGGAUCCAGUCAUGUGUUAAUUCCACCCUGAACAACUCCACUGAUGGCAACACAGACUGUUUGGACGGUCUGCUGCACUCCUACUGUCAGGAUCAAAACCAGACGGCCAACGCAAACCCAGGUGCCACGUUGCUUGGGAACAGCCUUGAUGACGGCAACGCUAAUCCUCAGAACCACCGGCACACCCAUUGGAAUGGCCUGACACCACUUUGUUCAAACGCCAACAUAGCCAACGGCCGUCAGGCUCCACCCCCUCAGUCAGAUACGCCCCCAGACACGCCUCUGCAUCACAAACACAACACAGAAACACCGUCAGCGCCAAAAGGAGGCGUGAAUGACUGCCGGCGAGACGGCAACGGCGCUGAGCAGGAAGCCGACUUCCUUGGCGAGGAAGCGGAAACAAGAGAUGGAGUCCCACCCCUUCCUCAGAAGUCAUCGAGGCCAACACCCCUGUCACGUAGCCCAGUCCAUGAGACAAGCUGGCCACUUGGAACGGCAUCGGUACAUACGGCCGAGCCAGGGGGAAUGUCGGUGCAGGAGCUGGUGCAGCACGUCAAAACCAAGAAGAAGAAAGGCAUCUACCAGGAGUACGAGGAGAUCCGGAAAGAGCCACCCGCUGGAACCUUUGACUACUCCAAGAAACCAGCUAACCAGGUCAAAAACCGCUACAGUGACGUGCUCUGCCUGGACGAAUCCCGUGUCCGACUUUGCCCACUCAAUGAUGACGACGAUGAGACUUCAGACUACAUUAACGCAAGUUUCAUGGACGGCUACAAGAUGACGAACGCGUACAUUGCCACUCAGGGGCCUUUGCCAAAAACAUAUGGUGAUUUUUGGCGAAUGGUAUGGGAGCAAUUGGUGUUAAUCAUAGUCAUGACAACAAGAGUUGUGGAGCGAGGCAGAGUGAAGUGCGGACAGUACUGGCCUCUGGAAGCAGGCCGCACAGAGGAGUAUGGGUACUUCCUGGUGAGAAACGUCCACAUUGAGAUGUUUCAAGAUUUUAAACUUUCACAUCUGGAGCUCUAUAAUAGUCAGACUGGUGAGUGUAGAGAGGUGUCUCAUUACCUGUACAUGAGCUGGCCGGAUUUUGGGGUUCCAAAAUCUGCGUCAGCCAUGUUGGAUUUCCGGGCAAAGGUGAAGCAGAGGCAGGAGCUGGCAUUGCGAACGAUAUUUCCUGAUUGGACGGGACCUCUAGGAGGCCCUCCCAUAGUCGUGCACUGCAGUGCUGGAAUCGGAAGGACAGGUACGUUCUGCACGCUGGACAUUUGUCUCUCGCGCCUUGAGGACAUUGCCACGGUGGACGUGAAGCAGACGGUGCGACGCAUGCGCACUCAGCGCGCCUUCAGCAUCCAGACGUGGGACCAGUAUUACUUCUGCUACCGAGCCGUGAUCGAGUACGCACAACAAAAAAGACUCCUCGCACCCGUCGAGUGGUCCGACACAGAGCUGGAGACGGACAGCGAGUGACAGAGAGUGAAGGAGAGAGUAAGAAUCAAGGUGCCAAAAGAAAAGAGAUUUCCUGCUCUUUUUUUUGUCCAGACGGCAUGUGUCUGCAGGUGGAGCGCCGCAUUCCUGCUCGGCUUUUUUUCUCCCCUUCCUGGGAAGAAGGAAAAAAAAAGUGGUAAGAAGUAAGAGAAAAGGAGUGGAGGAGAGGAUUCUCUCCGCCUGCCACUUUGCAAUCCCCUUCAGAGAGUCGUGGCUUGGUGUAUGAGUUGUAGCAGUUUUUAAAAAUUUAAAAAAAAAAACUUGCACACAGUGAAUGAGAAACUUGAACUAUUCCCCAGCUUCUCCCCUUUUUUUUUUUUUCCUCCUCAGUCCACGUGUGAGAAAUAUUCUGAUAUCAGUGUCGUGCAACUCGGGGUUUGUGUCACACUUGUGAAAAUAGUGUGAAAGUGUUAAAACUUGAAUUUUUUUUUCUCCAUCACAGCGACACGGUAAGUUGUGUGCAAACUGAGUGCAGCACGACCAUUUUUUUUCUUUUCUUUUAAUCAUCAUUCUUACGUUUAGCGUAAACUAACCUUCAAACCAAAGGUAACGCGUCGAAUGCUUGGAUGUAUCUGUAAUGAUCAUUGUGACUUAAACCUUGUAUAGUCUUGUAAGAUACAUUUAUAUAUUGUGCAUAAUAACCUUUGGGGAAAAGUCUUGUUUUAAUAUAAUACUCGAUGUUAUUCAGAAAUAUAUAUAUAUAUAUAUAUAUAUAUAUAUAUAUAUAUAUAUAUAUAUAUAUAAAUGAAUAUAUGUAUAAAUAUAUGUUGGGGUAGAACAAUAAGAUGAAGAGAUUAGAAUAUUACAGAAGAAAAAUAUCACGCUACUUCCAGUCCUGCAUUCUGUUUUAAUCCUUUUUCGUUUUCUCUACUUGAUGACUAUCAGUCGAUCGGCCUUAAAUCCAGGGCUCAUGUUCACCAAGUGACCAGGAAUAGGAGAUUAAGGGUCUUUUUUUUUUUUUUUUAAAGAUAGGUUCUCUCUGGUUAACCCUAAUCUUGGGUUGAUAUCGAAGGUCAAUGUCCAGUGUGAGUGUAUUCCCAAAAAAAACACGUCUAAAGGAAGUUUCUACAGUUUGAAAUGUGAAAAUGUGUGUAGCAACCUGAAGAACUUAAAAAAAAAAAAAAAAGUGUGAAAUGCAUGAACUUCAGCUUGUAAAACAAAGAAUGGAUUGAGAUUGUCAUUAGAUCGAACGUCUACCCAGGGCUUAUUUCAGGGGCCAAAAAAAAAAAAAAGCAGAAAUGAAGAAACUAGCCAGAUCCACUGCAUGUCAAUAUUAUUUUUUUUUCUCCUGAUAAUGAUACUUACUACAGGUCUAGAAUCACCUAUAAAAAUGACAAACUACACGUUUCAUGCAAAAUAUCAUCAUGAUCUUAUCUCCUCAUUCUUAGACGACUUGGGAAAUAGUGGCCUUUAAACUUCGUAUCACUGCCUGUAAAAAAAAAAAAAAAAAAAAAAAAUACUGAAUUGUAAUUCGACCCUUAUUCCUGCUUCUUUCCUCCUCCCUAAACCACGGCCUUGUCUCAGUCUGAAGUCCUGCAUCUCAAUCACAGUGGAAGUUUACUGACACUUAUCAACCCGUCACGUCAGUGUUGCUGUGUGUCUGAGCUGCAGGUGGAUUGGGACGGAGCCGGCGGUUGUGCAGUGUAAAGUCCCCGGGGCUCUGAGUGACCUUGGGGUUUAUUUGUGCCUUCAAGCUUUCAGUAGCGCAAGCGAAUCUCGUUCCAAGAGCAGGAAAACUGCGUCUUGCGUACGUUCGAGGAUUAUAUUUGAUAAUCUCAGGGGUAUAUUUGCUGUUGUCCUGGUGUCAAUUUUUUUUCUCACUUUUUUUUUUUUUUUAUUCCAUUCUGGCAGUUCAUCAUUUCAAAAUGAAGCAUAGCAAGUUCUUUGUAUCAUACAACAGUCUGUAUUAUAGUCCGUUGUUUUUUGUUUUGUCUUUAUUUAUGUCUUUAUACAACUUCAGCAGUAUUUGAAAUUCAAGUGUCGGUACGUCCGAAGAAGAAAACAAAACGUUUUAAUUUGAUAAGCUAACAAAAUCAACUGACUGACUUUGAUUUCAUGCCACUUCUGGAACCAUGUUACUUGCUAUCGAAGCUUUUGGGAGUCGUUGUUCAAGAAGAAUGUCUAUCAAUAACAAUGUUGUCUUUUUUUUUUUUUUUUUACCAAAAUGCCUGUUGCCGAAUGUGUUGACCGUGUUUCCCCUGAUUAUUAUUGUGCAGAAAUUAAGGGUUGUACACAAAAUAUGCUAAUUUGGGAUGUUACGCAGUUGUAAUAGUGACCAGAACAUAUUCCUAGUAUUCAUUAUGCUGGCUUCUUUACUCAGAGAGGCUGUGUUCCAAUACGUUUUCUUAACACACCCUUGUCGACUUCCCCUUGCCCUUUACCUUUUAGGGGAAAUCCUUUAAGUCUAUCACUUUCUGUGGCAGAGAUUUUAAGAAGUCUGGUUAGACAGAGAGUCUAAGCAGCUCCCCGAUCGCCACACACACCUCACCUUGUGUUACAAGUGGCCACUUGUGUAACAUGUAGGGAAUAAAACACUUGGUGCUGAACAUAACGGCACGCCCAGAACUGUUUUAUUCCUCUUAUACCACAGCAACGUGCCAACGAUUUCUGUGAAAUGUUUCCAUUUCUUAAUGAACAGUGCAUUAUACUUUUAAUCUGUUUAGAAUUACAUGUUGUGGGCUGUUGAGGAAACAAAUUAGUUCCUGUUAUCACUUACAUUAUAGCAGCUAUAAACAGUCGUUCCCUCACCAGCCUCUCGUUUUUUUUCUCUUUUAGAUUAUAAGAAAAAAAAAAUCUGAGAUUGUCAUGUUACCAAGAAACCAACAUUCCCGUGUCAGAAAACUGACUGUUACAAAGCGCUGACACUGGAGACUCCUUCCAUAAAUGUUUAAUAAACGUCUUCAGAAAACUCCGCCAUAUCAACAUUUAUAUGCUGUUCUUUUUUUAAAUAACACAUUUUUACUUCGUUAUUUGUUAUUAGUCUUAGAUUAUUUGGUGCCUCUGGUGUCCCUGUGAAUCAGCUGUUAACUAUAGAAACAGUAACAUUAGAACGAGCGCAUUAAUAUAAACCUGAGAUUGUCUUGCAGUCGGUGCUAUAGAAAAUUAAUCAAUACUUUCUGACCAAUCAGAGACAAGAAUUCAGCAGCACUGUGGUAUAAAUUUUUGGCUUAUUUCCAAGUCAUUAUCAAGUCGACCAGGGCGUGUUAAAGCUGUACUGGAACACAGGUGUAGACAAUGCAAUGACAGACAUGUUAGUGGCAGCCAUUUUGAUUUGAUUUGCGUAUCUGCCAUCCUUUUUUUGGUAGAUAAAGGGAAAAAAGAGCAACAGGCAGAAAAAAGACAAAUGUGAUGAGUACAAUUGGGAGCUAAACUGAAAGUCGUUUUGUAAUCAGCUUGUGAUUACUCAGCAGUUCCUCACAAUGCCUUGUCUUUCAGUUGUGAACUUGUGCAGUGACAAAGCGAUGAAUGUGGGAGGAAAUAUUUAUAAACUUGAGAUCUACGUACACCAUUUUUACCCGAUGUUGACUGCUAUUACGAAUAUUAUAUAAUAUCACAAAGUCACUAUAAAGCAGUGUCUGUAUAUUAUGAUUGUUUCUAAAAUGAAACUCUUGCAUGGACGGAAGGCGUCAGGUAAAAUGAGCGGUGUGAAAGGAGCAAAGCGAGCGUGGGAGGGGUGAGCCGUUGAGUUGCUAUAAUAACGAGGAGAAAGAUGGGAAUGCAGCUGUAUUUCAUAUAUUUUUGUUUUCUCAUCUGUGCCUGAUUGUUUUUGUGAUCGAGUAAUGGUCUUUUUACCUGCCGCCUGCAUUAGUGUCAUAGUAAACAUGACUAUUAUUCUGAAACCGCUGCUCAAUGUGUGUGUUUUGGGGAGAGGGGGUGGUGAAUAAAUAUUUAAAAUACCGCCAAAAAAAA